CUCUCUCGCACACAUCGAGGCUGCUGCACACGCUACUGCACUCACAUGGCUCUGUAGACUCGGUGGUCUAAGGGGAGAGCUAUGCAGGGAGUGACUAAGAGCAGCCUGUCUACAGCACAGAAUUAAUAUAGAGGGGAGAUAAAGAGAGCAAGAGAGAGAGGCUGACUGACGGAAAGACAUUUCCCUCGUUUCUCACAGGCUGGAAAUGGAUGCUUCGCCAUAAGCGUCGACAAUUUCUCUCGCUCUCUCUCCGUCUCGCUGCGUAGCGGCUGGCUGGCUGGCUGCAGUCUGCUGGAGAGAGAAAGGAGAGCGGCUGCAGCUCGCCCCACUCCUCCACUCCCUCACCCUCUCCAUCUCUCCAAGUGCUGGCGGAUAAUAAUACAGACAGGGAGCUCAAACAAAGAAAGAUUGAUAGAACGAGGGAAGAGAGGAGCAAAGGAGUGAAGAGUACUGGAAGAGAAGGAAGGAGAGAAAAGAAAGAGGAAAGAGGAGACACGGUGCCAGGAUUCCAUUUGACUGAAAAGAGGAAAAGAGAAAGAGAGAGAGAGAGAGAAAGACAGAGUGUCGCCAUUUCAAAAAUGACUUAUGAGGAAGAGCUGUGAACACUGCCCAGGAACACUCUGCUGAAAUCCAGCACACAGGAGGAGAGCUUCACACACACCGCCCCACCCUCAAUCACCCGAUCUCAGAUGGAGGUGGAUGCAGCUGAUAAGCGCCAUCGUACGCGAUCCAAAGUUGCCGUGGAGACUGGAGCCCAGGAGCUGUUCAGCUGUCCCACACCAGGGUGUGACGGGAGUGGGCACGUCAGGGGCAAAUACGCCAGACACAGAAGUGUCUAUGGAUGCCCUUUGGCCAAGAAGAGGAAGAGCCAAGAGAAACCUCCGCAGGAACCAGCCACCAAACAGCGGGCAUUCCUAGCCAUGGCUGACGGAGAGGUGGCCAUGUACGAGGGCUACGAGGAGGACGCCAUGGACGAGGGCGAGGAGAGAGAGCUGGAGGAGGAAGUGGAGGAAGAAGAGGAGGAGGAGGAAGGAGACGAGGAAGAAGAAGAGUGCUCAGAGGACAACGAAGAGCCUGGGGAGGAGGAAGAAGAGGAAGAGGAUGAAGAAGAGGAAGGAAUAGUAGAGAGGGAGGAGGGAGAGGAAGUAGAGCAGAUGGAAGAGGAGAUGGAGGAUGAUGAGGAGGUGGUGGAGCAUGAUGGAGAUGAUGAACAAGAAGAGGACGAAGAACAGGAGGAUGAAGAUGAUGAGCACGAGGAGUAUGAGCAUCAGAUCGAACAGCGAGAGAAAAACUAUUCUAGUUGUGGACAAUCAAAACCCGGUCAGAUGCUGGAGAAGGACAGCAACAACAACCUGUCCAACGAGGAGUACGAAAACUACGACGAGCUGGUGGCCAAGUCGCUGCUGAACCUGGGGAAGAUAGCGGAGGACGCCGCAUACCAGGCCAUGACGGAAUCGGAGAUGAACAGUAGUUCCUCCAACAGUGCGGGCGAGGAGGACGACGACGAGGAAGAAGAACACGGCAGCCGAAAGGGAGACUUGAGCGUGGACCUGGACAGUGACGUGGUGCGGGAAACGGUGGACUCUCUGAAGCUUCUAGCCCAGGGCCACGGGGCCGUGCUUCCGGACGAGGGCUUCCCCGAGGCUCACAACGGCCAAGCUGAGGAGAAUGAGGAGGAGGUGUGCCUCAGCAGCUUGGAGUGCCUGAGGAACCAGUGCUUCGAUCUGGCCCGCAAGCUCAGCGAGACCCAGCCAGCCGAGCAGCAACACAUACUGCAGCACCAGAUCGAGCAACAGCUUCAUCAGCAGCAGCAGCAGCAGCAGCAACAACACCAACAGACCCUGCUCCACAUUCCCCGCUAUGAAAGCUGCCAUCCUGCCCCCAUGGAGCAGCCCAGAACCCUGGAGAGGAGCUACUCAGACAUGGUCAACUUGAUGAAGCUGGAGGAGCAGCUAAGCCCACAGUCCAGGGGAUACCAGGGCGGUUGUGUCGCUGUCCAGGAAGGUGAUGAAGACACCACGUCCGUGGCCUCGGAGCGCUCCGACGAAGCCUUCGACAUGACCAAGGGUAACCUCUCCCUGCUGGAGAAAGCCAUCGCACUGGAGUCAGAGCGCGCCAAGGUCAUGCGCGACAGAAUGCUGCCAUCGGAGCACGGCUUCAUCCGUAGAGACCAUCACCGACCUCACGGAGAGCACAGCCCCAGACAGAGCAGCGGAGCCGAGGAGCGUAAAGCCCGACUCCACCACGACGGGGCAAAGAGAGCCUAUUACCCUAAAGAUUCCUCAAGGGGUGAGAAGAAAGAGAGCAAGUGUCCCACUCCAGGGUGCGAUGGGACCGGCCACGUCACAGGCCUGUACCCGCACCACCGAAGUUUGUCUGGCUGCCCUCACAAAGACCGCGUACCACCAGAAAUUCUUGCAAUGCAUGAGAAUGUUCUAAAGUGCCCCACGCCUGGCUGCUCGGGACGCGGCCACGUUAAUAGCAACAGGAACUCCCACCGCAGUCUCUCGGGAUGUCCUAUUGCUGCUGCUGAGAAGAUGGCUAAGGUUCAGGAGAAGCACCAGACCUGUGAUGGCCCCAAGUCCAACCAAGCAUCUGAUCGUGUUCUGAGGCCUAUGUGUUUUGUGAAGCAGCUGGAGAUCCCACAGUAUGGGUACAAGAACAACAUCUCUACCAGCACGCCCCGCUCUAACCUAGCCAAAGAGCUGGAGAAGUACUCCAAGACCAGCUUUGACUAUGGUGGGGGUUACGAUAGUCAGCCCCACGCCUACAGCAAGCGCUCCCUCAACCAGAAAAACCACGGACGAGACACUUCACCCAGAGGAUACGACGACUCAUUUGCUCUCAGCAUUCAUCAUGGAACAUCAGACCAUCCAAUAAGCGAGUCUUCAGCUAAGCGAUACUGUAAGACCUCCAGUCCGGCCAGCAGUACGACGAGCAGCUACGCUCCGAGCAGCAGCAGCAGCAGCAGUCUGAGCUGUGGGGGCGGCAGGGGGGGUAGAGGAGGAGAGAGCAGCGCCAGCAGCACCUGCAGCAAGAGCAGCUUCGACUACACACACGACAUGGAGGCAGCACACAUGGCCGCCACGGCCAUCCUAAACCUGUCCACACGCUGCAGAGAGAUGCCCCAGAGCCUGACCGGCAAAGGCCCCGAACUGCUCCCACAGAGCCCAGAUGAACGAGAUGUGGAGGAGAACGGGACGCUGGAUCUGAGCGUGGGUCGAGGCGGCGGACUCGGGGAGGGUACAGUUCUCACCCCGCUGCAGCCCAUGUCCCCCCAGCGCCAGGCUCUGCUCAACAGCCGCUGCUACCAGAUGAGCCCGGCUGACUGCUGGGACCUGCCUGUGGACUACACUAAGAUUAAACGGCUGGACGAGGACCACAAAGAGGAUGAGCUGGACCCCUUCCAGGAGCUGCUGGAUGAUCAGCAGUACUCCACUGAGGUGUCCCUCCCGAGCCCCAAACACAAAUACGCCGCUUGUAAAGAGAGCAAGAAAGAGCUCCUCACGCUCUCCAGCUGCCAGCUGGCUGACAAGGGCAUGCGUGGUAUGAUGGCAACCAACUCACAGGAUUUGAAGUGUCCAACUCCAGGUUGCGACGGCUCCGGGCACAUAACAGGGAACUAUGCCUCACACAGGAGUUUGUCAGGUUGCCCUCGAGCAAAAAAGAGCGGAAUUAAAAUCAUGCACAGCAAGGAGGACAAGGAUGACCAGGAGCCAAUCAAAUGUCCUGUGCCAGGCUGUGAUGGUCAGGGUCACGUUACGGGGAAGUAUGCAUCCCACCGUAGUGCUUCCGGCUGCCCGCUGGCUGCUAAACGGCAAAAAGACGGCUAUGUGAACGGAGCUCCUUUUGCCUGGAAGUCCGGCAAGACGGACGGCAUGACGUGCCCUACGCCUGGCUGUGACGGUUCUGGCCAUGUCAGUGGCAGCUUUCUCACACAUCGCAGGUAUAUAAGUCUAUCUGGCUGUCCCCGAGCCACUUCAGCCAUGAAGAAAUCUCGGAUAACGGGAGUGGAAAUGCUUACUAUCAAGCAGCGUGCAAGCAAAGGAAUAGAGAACGAUGAGGAAAUCAAACAGCUGGAUGAAGAAAUCAAAGAUCUAAACGAAUCAAACAAUCAAGUGGAGUCAGAUAUGAUUAAACUUAGGACUCAGAUCACCACCAUGGAGACCAACCUGAAGUCCAUGGAGGAGGAGAACAAGGCCAUUGAACAGCAGAAUGACUCACUGCUGCAUGAGCUGGCCAACCUCAGCCAGUCACUCAUCAACAGCCUGGCUAACAUCCAGCUCCCCCAUAUGAAACCGGUGCCACUGAAAGAGGCCCCUGUUAAAAAUUACUGCUGUUUACAGAUGCCCCACAGAGAGCCGAUGAACGAGCAAAACUUUGAUAGUUACGUGAGCACUUUGACAGAUAUGUACACUCAUCAAGACCAGUACCAGAGCCCAGAGAACAAGGCCCUACUGGAGAACAUCAAACAGGCCGUGCAGGGCAUCCAGGUGUAGCUCACCAUCCUGCCGCAAAGGUAACGACGGCGAGUGCUGAUCAGCAAAAACAAAACAAGAAAGAAGGAAUUAAGGAACAAAAAAAAAAAACAAUGAUGUAAAAAGUAUGGAUAACUAUUAUGAUUUUUUGCUGCUGUAAUUUAUUGUAUUAUCUUGCAUUAUUUAUGAUUCUGUUAUGCUUUUGAGGGGGAAAAAAAUACCUAACUUAUUUGUUGCCUUGCUUUAAAGAUAAUUACCAAUGGCAAAUGUUUUGAGGAACAUUCAUGUUUUGUACAUUUUUCAUAUGACCUGACAUAAUGUGAUGUACUGUUUAUAGCUGCUAAUGUAUGCACAUUUUAGUGUAUAUGUAUUUAUUAAUUGUAAACAAAACCAUCCAUUGUUUUAAAAGCUUAUUGACAAAAGGAGAAAAAAGGAACAUUGCAGUGUUGAAGAGAAGCAGUGAAGGGAAUGUAAAGGGCAAUCAGCUAAUAAGCUUUUUCUUUUUGGAAACAAGAGGAGUUCAGUAUGUGCCGUGCAGGUCGUUCAAUGGAUGUUAAAUGGUUAAUUUUGUAACAAUGUAAAGGAACUUCAUAGAGAUUUGUCUUUUUCUGUUCAGAGAAUCUUUUACAGUGGUCAGUGUGGGCACUCUAAUGAAAUACACAUAUCGCUCUUUGUGCUUUUGUUUGUUUGCUUUUCAAAAUGUGUAAAAAAAAAAAAAAAAAAGGAUAAAAAUGCACAGACACAAACCUCGGCAUUUUCGUGAAACAUCAUGACACGGAAACCUACUUAGUGCGAAUCCCGGGAUCGUGAGAGAAAUGAAUAUUUCACAACCGAAACCAUUCUUGAUGUACGUUUUCUAAACGUUACUACCAUUUGGCGUAGGCCAUCCACUAUGGAAGAAAUUUAAGGAGACAAUCCAGCAUAAAUUGUGAAUUUAUGAUCGUAAACUAUUAGUAGGUAGUGAGAUAGCAUAUCAGCAAUAUAUGACAAUGAAUCAAUCAUUUAUUUAGAUAUGGGAUGCAAAAGUUCGGGUAUAUGCAAUUUCUUAUUCUUAACAUCACAGAAAACUGAGUAAUCUUUUUACUAAAUGUAAAGUAUUAAGUUUUAUAUAAAUCUUUUACUACAAUCAUGUUUUAGGGUCUAAACAUGAGUGAUCAAGUCCAAAUGGAUGAGUGCAUAUGCAUUAUGAUUUUACAUUUCUCAUGUUCUGUUUUGCACAGGGACGCCUUUGUUUCCAUGUUUUGAUGUUUUUAUUAUUUAUUUAUUUAUUUAUGUACUUAUUUAUUAAAUUAUUUAUUCGAGUAAAAAUAACAGGGAGGUGCCCAGAAGCCUGAAUAAUGGAGAACGUUUUUUUUUUUUUUGCAGAGAGUAAAUCUGUGUGUGAAUGUGAGAUUAAGUGUGUGUUGGACUUACAGGGUUAAUGUCACUGUCCAUGCGUUUUAUCGUUACAUCAGCGUUACGCAGCUCUUGUCUUGUAGAAUUGUUCUGUUAUCAUGUACAAACGCUUAAAUCAGCAUCCGAUGCAAAAGCAGACAUGUAGAUUUCCAUUAAGACAUUUCAGAAUAUCAUCCACUGAGGGCAGUAUGUAUUACAUGUCUCAUGUAUGUCAUUCAGUGUCAUGUUGCUCAUUUUUGGUUUUGUGUCUACGACGAAUCAGAAGCACUUUAAGCUUGAUAAACCACAGGAACUCAUGUAAGGCGUUACGGAAGCUGUUUAUGAAUUGGGCGAUGACGUGUUGGAGUGGCUUAACAUUCUCUUAGCGCAAGUAUAAGCACUUAUGGUAUAUUCAUAUGAUGAGUGAGCACUAAAUGGUGCUACUUGGUUACAUUAUCCCAUGUUAUAUAAGAAACUACACUACAUCUGGCAGUUUCCUAGACAAGGAUAAACCCUUACUUUAGGUCUAAAAUUGGUUUGCUUUGAUGGUCCUGUGUUCUGGACUAAUGCUUAUUUCUGCACAGAAUAGCAUGGAGCAGUGGCAGAAAUGGUGUUUGUUCAAAGCUGUAGUAAUUAAAUGGCUAAAAUACCAGUUCAUACUUGUGGAGUUCACCUAAUAGUUGGGUUUAGAUAAGGUCAGAUCACGUUCUUAUCAUAAAAACUGCUUGUUUUUAUGAUGAGAACGUUUGUUUACUGUUUUUUUUAGUUCAUUUGGGACCAAACCAAGAGCACCUUUUCCCAGGGGUCUUAGUUGUGAUUACAGUAUUCACACCUACCCCAGCUAAUCACAUGAAAACACCCCUAAACUCAAGUGUACUAUCAAUAGGGAAUACUAAAAUGCAUGUACAUAAGGCUUGGGUUAUUUAGAGUCUGGGAAACCAGCAUCUUUUCAGCUCUACUGCUAAGGAGAAUUAGUGAGGUCUGGUACUGAUGCACAAAUUCCACUCCAGCUUAAACUGUAGCUACUGGAUUGGAACAUAGUUGCUGUUCCACAGCUCAAUGCUGGGAGACUUUAGACCCCUCAAUGCUUGUAAUUGGCCAUUAUGACCUCAGGGUCAGGUGUAGCUGCCCCAGAGUGUACCAUCCUAUGGCACACUUUAGAGCUCAGCCCUGUAAAGCAGCCCAGUCUGUCUGGUUCAGUUCAGUAGAUCAUGUUAGCCGUUGUCAGAACAGUGUGAAGGCCUGAGUUCAGUGGUUUACGAGUGGGUUGUGUACACUAAUGCAUGAGCCUCUAUAUCAUGUUGUCACAGAGAUUGCAAAAAUGAACGGAUUUCGGUCGACGGUGAAUAUACACGGACCGACCGUGCCAUUUCUUCACCGUUUCUUUCUUCAUUUAGACUAGCUCUGUAUUUUUGACUAAUUCACACGAAGGUGCUAGUCAUCCUCAUGCCUCAUGCAUCCAAAUGGACUAACAGGUCAAAAUAUCUGCCUCUCCAUCUUCUUCCUCCUCCUCCUCCUCUCUCUCCAAAGCUUUGUGUAUGCAGCUGCCAAUAUAAUAACGCUUCUAAUAGACCGAUAGCAAAAUUUCCUCUCAUUACCUAUCAUAACUGAUUCGACAGGAAAAAAGGAGUUAAAGCACAAUUCUGCUGCUCUCUUUCUGUUCUAAAAUACUGCAGUAUCUAAUAAAAAAGAACAUUAUCUGUAACUAUUUAAAUAGAAAAACACUAACUACACUAUCACAUGCUUGAAUGCAGAAUACAUUUCUUAUUACUAAUUGUGAAAUCAUCAGGUUACGAUGUUCCAUUUGAAAAGGACUUCAACCAAUCAUUUUAAAAAACAGGAUUUUAUAUUAAAAAAAAAAGAAACAUUGCUUUCUCUUGGUCUCUUGCUCUCUAUCUAUCUCUUUCUCUCCCUAUUUUAUUAUUAUUAUUAUGAUUAUUAUUUUUUAAUCACAUGGCAUGAUUUUGGUUGAUAUGAUACUUUUUGCUGUAAAUGUUCAAGAUCACACGUUGCAGUGAUAUUUCAUUUUAAAAUUGUGAACUUUGUACAAUUUUUAUCAUGCUGGUGUUGACAUCUGUUACUCAAUAAAAACUUGUGUUGCCACACU
Astyanax mexicanus (Mexican tetra) is the source of this 7959-nucleotide messenger RNA. It is a transcript of the gene myt1la, whose product is annotated as myelin transcription factor 1-like, a. The record is from RefSeq and is a predicted model, not a curated record. Gene Ontology annotation, cellular component: nucleus. Bases 690 to 4499 code for a protein of 1269 amino acids. Gene Ontology annotation, biological process: regulation of transcription by RNA polymerase II. Lineage: Eukaryota; Metazoa; Chordata; Actinopteri; Characiformes; Acestrorhamphidae. Gene Ontology annotation, molecular function: RNA polymerase II cis-regulatory region sequence-specific DNA binding; DNA-binding transcription factor activity, RNA polymerase II-specific; zinc ion binding. The transcript has 25 exons.